AACCCGCGCGCAUUCAUUUGGCAGUUUGUUUGUGCCGCUACAAUUCACUCAACAGUCCGUACUUCGAGAAAUUAUGUUUUGUGAAUUGUAAAACUAAUAAAUGUAGAGUUUGGAGACUUUUAAACAUUUAUAAUCUAGCAGACAUAAACCCGCUGGACUUUAGUAACUGUUUUAACUGAGAUGAGGCUCAUAUUAGAGACAAUAUAGUGCGAACACAAGUAAGCUAGCGAAGCUAACAACAGUCACUGGAGCUAGCCGGUGUGUUGACACUCUGGGAUCUGGGCUCAGUUUGAAAGUGACUGCAUGAAGGACCCGGUUCAAGAAACACCAAAGAUUCCACAUGUUCGUCUAUAGAUUUCCUCCACUGAAGAGGAAGGCAGCAGGUAAGAUGACUCAGAGACUUCAGCAUCCUCAAAAGACUGCACACACCAAGGACAGAACUCCUGAGGAAGGUAAUGAAGAUCCACUCUUUAGAAAGGAGGCCAUACCUAAAACGACUGAAAGCAUACCAGGGGGUGAGGAAAUUCUCUUUGACCAGCGGAAUAAUCUGUCAUCAAGUCGGCCCACAAACCCAACUGUACAAACUACAAUUGACGGUCCCACAAGUCAAACUGCCAAAAGAAGGGAAGGACAAAACGAAAGCUUCACUUUGGAGGAAUGUCCCCUGAAAAACUAAUUUAAUUACCUUACUUACAAACAUCAUCAGGUCUGCUAGAAGAAGACCAGGAUGCCCUAGAAGCACAGAGUAGAGAAGAGUUGAAAAAUGAAGAGGGGGGAAAGCAUUACCUGGAAUGAUUUUAACUGUAAACAAGUCGAACAGGAGGCCCCGUAACAAAGUUUGGGAAUUGGGAAUUUGAAGGCCUGGAGGCAUUUGUUAAGGGAGAGACUGAGCCACGCUUAACUGGACACUGUGAGGAGACGGCACCGGCCGAGGCAGCGGAAAGCAACACAAGGGGCGAGCUUUCUCCGACCCCUGCAAAGUAGAGCUGAUGGGGCUCCGCAGAUGCAUCACCUGAGACCAAAGGAAUCUGCCGGCACUUCACAGCUACGGGAGACUGAUCACUGAAGAUCAAAACAAAGGAGAGAGCCAGUGACGCCUUCGUGCAGUGCGACAGCGGCACUUUCAACAACACGCGUAGCGGCGAACAAACUCCAGCUCAGUCCCAGAGACGGUGAUCGGGCUCCGGCCUCAGGUGCAUCUCGGAGGCGGGGCGACGCGGAAGUCCAGAUCAAACCGUACGGACGAAUCAAAGACUUUGGAGAGAGGAGAGAGAGGCAGAGAAGAAGAGAGAGAGAGAGAAAGAGAUAGAGAAGGGGAACGAGCAGAGGGUGUUGCGGAGGUAUGGACUGUAACUGCGUCAGUGAUCUGCUGAUCCCCCCGGUGCCCGCACUCUGGACGCCAGGUCAGUCCCACCAUCAAGCUCUUACAAGGGGGAUCGCCUUCCCAGACUGGGCCUACAAGCCCGAGUCGAGCCCCGGGUCCAGACAGAUCCAGCUGUGGCACUUCAUCCUGGAGCUGCUGCAGAAGGAGGAGUAUAACGCGGUGAUCGCGUGGCAGGGGGACUACGGAGAGUUUGUCAUCAAGGAUCCGGACGAGGUGGCUCGGCAGUGGGGGUUAAGAAAAUGCAAACCUCACAUGAACUAUGACAAGCUGAGCAGGGCACUGAGGUAUUACUACAACAAACGCAUUUUGCACAAAACCAAAGGGAAGCGUUUCACCUACAAAUUCAACUUCAGCAAGGUCGUGUUGGUCAACUACCCCAUCCUCGACAUGGCCAACUCUCCCUUCUUUCUGGCCCAGAACCACUUCAACGGGGGCUCCACCGCACCGGACUGCACUCCAGAGGUACGAAGGGCCAUACAGUCCCUGUUUCCUCGUCUGCCAGACUCCGGCAGGGGAACGUCCCUGUUUGAUCGAGGCACUGCGGCACCGGGGCCCGAUGGAGACAAGUUGAGACUGGAUGCAUUCCCCUUCCUCAGUACAGGUGCACCGUGCUACACCAAACCCCCGUCCCUGCUGGGCCCGUAUCCUCGCAACCCACCCUUUGACUACCCCUGGGGCUUCAACCCCUACCUCCCAGGGGCCUUCUCCCUCAAUAACUGCCCCAAACUGCCCCCUGGCUCCCUCUACCCCUCCCAGUUUUACCCUAACCCUUUGCAGAGCAGCCUUUCCCAGCUGCCUCACCCAUUCUCCUCCCUGCUCCCCCCAGGGGAGGCAGGUGGGGGUGAGAGGGGAGCAGCAGGGCAAACCGGAGGGACAAACGGCACAGCGGGUGGUCAGCCGGUCAGACUCUGCCUGCCACCUUACCCCGGGAGCCUGUUAAUGGGUCGGACGGACAUUGGCAACGGGGCAUCGUUGGCGGAGAGGGAGAGGGGGGAGGCCAAUCCUCCAGGCACAGGGCUGAGCUUCGGCCUGGCAGCCGGGACUGGGACAGGCCGGCAGAGCCCCACUGAGAGGAGAGGAGGCGUGAAGCAGGACCCGGAGUCAGACUCGGACCUGGAGAUCACAGAUCUGAGCGACUCCAGCUCGGAUAACGAAAACGAGCACGACUUCAACAUCAGGAAGGCAUCCAGCCUGGCGAGCCGAUCACAGAUAGUGCUGGAUGGAAAGAAAAGGAGCGCGCUGCCACCCGUCUCCUCUCCCCCCGCGACAGCGGCCCCACAUCCUCUGAAGAGCCUGAUGCCCGUCAGUCCCCCACCCCUGUCCCUGCCUCUGUCGCUUUCCCCCUCCGUGGCUCUGCAUGAAAAACACAGGGAGACAGAGACUCUCAAAAUGAUACACAGCUAAUACAUCUUCUCCCGCGUCCUACAUCUCGCCCGUCUGUGCUCUGAUGACUCUCUUUUUCUCUCCUUUCUUUUCUCAGAGACACUUUUCUGCUUUGAAUUGUCAACCCCCCCCCCCCCAAAAUCACUCUCGAUAGAUACUUUUUUUUCCAGGAAAGGCAGUUGUGUUAUUUACUUCUGAAAUUACUGUUUCCCUGUUUGCUGUGUAAGUUUUUAACUCGCCUACAGUCCAUUACCCGACCGCCUCGUCCAUCUUAGAAUAUAUGGGGCGUACAGUUUUUAGGGUAUCAGCUGUCUGUAUCACCAUCUUGUCCUUUCUGUUUUGAUCUCUCACACCAAAUGAUCUCUCCGUGGUUUGCAGACUUGUUUUACGCGUUGCCAGCAGUACUCUGCAAUUUGCUGUCUGCAGCCGAGCUAUGAUAGAAGGCAGCGAGGUGGUAAAUUACAACGCAGCACUGCCUGCCUUGACAAACAUUAACAAAUAACAUCCCAAUACUAACAGAACAGAACAACAAAUAAUGCUCAGAUCGAUCCAAUUUUACAGAUUUGUCCUAUAAUUCUUGAGAUCUGGACUAUAUAUAAACUGUAUAAUCACUUUUGAGACAUGGUCAAAUACUGCCACCUAGUGGUCGCUCCAGUCAAUGAACUCAUCUUCCCUCCGUAACCCUGUGAGUGAAAUUGUUGCCCCCUAAAUUCAUUUUGCACUUACUUUUUAUAUGAUAUGUUUUUUUUGGCGGGUUAAUUUAAAUGUUUAAAAAUCCAUAUUUCUAAUAGUGUUAGCUGUGAUAGUCUGUGGAUAUUUAUUUUGUCCUGUGGUUCAAGUAUUUCCUGCACAUUUUCUAAAAGGACAGAAAAAGAGAGCAGAGGGGGGGAGCUGGACCAAACCUAGAAAUUUGUAUGAAUAUUUCAGUGUAUAUAUUUUAUUAUGGUGUACAUUACAUUUAAUUAUUAUUCACUAUGAUAAUAUUUAGCUGUAUUGUUGUGAUUUAAUUCCGUAUUUAAACAUGUUGGAAAAAUUAUAAGCUUAGGUGUAUCAAAGUUUAAAUUAUUAAUGGCAGAAGAUCUGCACUCUGAAGAUGUUUUUCUAUGAUGAGGACAGAGUUCACACUGGGAAUUGUCUCUGAUUUUCUCGACCCCCAAUUAAUUGUGCCCUUUGGUCAUCUUUGCCAGAUGCCCAACGUACAAACCCUUUGGGUUCAAAAAUAUGCCGGUAGACUUAUUUUUAUAGUUAGCAUUCACCCAGUGUAACUGUACUGUAAUUAGUCAAAAGUGAAUAAUAUUGGUCUUUGCAUUUUCUUUUUUAAAUCUUCCCCCGAAAAUCUGCUUUGAUUAUUUUUCAAUCAGUGCUUUUUGUCCAGCAGCGGGGGCGAUUGGUUUAGCUUGAGGACAUUAUAAAAAAAUAAAAAAUACUGUUUAUGUUUGCAGAUCUAAUGACCGACAUCUUUUCUCCGGCCCCCCGUCAGCACAGAGUGAACGCUGAACCAUAUUGUACAGCUUCAGAGCCUUUAUAGCCUAUGGUUUGUCAAACAGUGGCGGUAUACGAUUAGUUGUAAAAGCUCUAUUGUAAAGUUAAUGUAAAGCUCUAUGUGUGUUGAGUUGCUACAGGAAAGGCCUCCAGUCCCCUGCACGGGGGAGUACACUAACCAACAGCUGUAAAUACUGUUUCCUUUGUGUGUGUGUGUGUGUGUGUGUGUGUGUGUGUGCGUGUGUGUGUGCGUGUGUGUGUGUGUGUGUGUACACAUCCGACAAUGCAGUGGUUUUACCUGUCAUCUCUCUUUGUUUUACUGUAAAGAGGAAAAAUGGAAAGUGCAAAAAAGAAGAAAAAGAUUAAUAUCUUCAAAAGCAAUAAACAUUAUUCUGGAUA
This is a messenger RNA of Cottoperca gobio, 4648 nucleotides long. RefSeq names its product Ets2 repressor factor like 1 (gene erfl1). The record is from RefSeq and is a predicted model, not a curated record. Gene Ontology annotation, biological process: regulation of transcription by RNA polymerase II; cell differentiation. Gene Ontology annotation, molecular function: sequence-specific DNA binding; DNA-binding transcription factor activity, RNA polymerase II-specific. The transcript is spliced from 11 exons. Lineage: Eukaryota; Metazoa; Chordata; Actinopteri; Perciformes; Bovichtidae. The coding region runs from base 1343 to 2788 and encodes 481 amino acids. Gene Ontology annotation, cellular component: nucleus.